This is a messenger RNA of Urocitellus parryii (Arctic ground squirrel), 1199 nucleotides long. It is a transcript of the gene Steap1, whose product is annotated as STEAP family member 1. The record is from RefSeq and is a predicted model, not a curated record. NCBI's taxonomy places the organism in Eukaryota, Metazoa, Chordata, Mammalia, Rodentia, Sciuridae. Gene Ontology annotation, cellular component: plasma membrane; endosome.
ACAGCACACUACCAUGAAGUUACUUGUUGAAAUGGUUGCCUUUUCUCCUGGAUUUCAAGAUGUUUAAGGGUGGCUGAAGCCAUACUAUUUUCUAGACUUCAUGGACAGGAGAAAAGAUACCACAAACCAAGAACUUUGGAAAACGAAGCCUAGGAAAAAUCUAGAAGAUGAUGAUUUUUUGACUAAGGACACUGGAGAGACCAGCAUGCUAAAAAGACCUGUGCUUUUGCAUUUGCAGCAAACAGCCCAUGUUGAUGAAUUUGAUUGCCCCUCAGAACUYCAGCACAAACAGGAACUCUUUCCAAAAUGGCGUCUGCCAAUUAAAAUAGCUGCUAUUAUAUCAUCUCUGACCUUUCUUUACACUCUCCUGAGGGAAAUAAUUCAUCCUYUAGUUACUGACCAUCAACAGUAUUUUUAUAGGAUUCCAAUCCUGGUCAUUAACAAAGUCUUGCCAGUGGUUUCCAUCACCCUCUUGGCAUUGGUUUAUUUGCCAGGUGUGAUAGCAGCAAUUGUACAACUUCGCAAUGGAACAAAGUAUAAGAAGUUCCCACCUUGGCUAGAUAGGUGGAUGUUAACAAGAAAGCAGUUUGGGCUUCUCAGUUUCUUUUUUGCUGUUCUACAUGCAAUUUAUAGUCUGUCUUAUCCAAUGAGGCGAUCCUACAGAUACAAGUUGCUAAAAUGGGCAUACCAACAGGUCCAACAAAAUAAAGAAGAUGCCUGGAUUGAGCACGAUGUUUGGAGAAUGGAGAUUUAUGUAUCUCUGGGAAUUGUGGGACUUGCAAUACUGACUUUGUUGGCUGUGACAUCUAUUCCAUCUGUGAGCGACUCUUUGACAUGGAGAGAAUUCCGUUACAUUCAGAGCAAACUAGGAAUUGUUUCACUUCUACUUGGUACAAUACAUGCAUUGAUUUUUGCCUGGAAUAAAUGGGUAGAUAUAAAACAAUUUGUAUGGUAUACACCUCCAACUUUUAUGAUAGCUGUUUUUCUCCCAAUCGUUGUCCUGAUAUGUAAAACUGUACUAUUCCUGCCAUGCUUAAGGAAGAAGAUACUGAAAAUUAGACGUGGUUGGGAAGACGUCACCAAAAUUAACAAAACUGAGAUGUCUUCUCAGUUGUAGAAUUACUAUUUACACACAUUUUUGUUCAAUGUUAACAUGUUUUAUCAUAAACAUUUCAAAUUUGUAUUUGUUAAUAAAAUGA